UAUCCAAUGAAUGUGUCCAUCUCUAGUCUGCCCUAUUUGAAGCUACGAUGUGGUACUAUCCAGUACAACAAUGUUGUCGUCGAGACGCCUGGCUACAUUUUGUAUACGAGGUGCUGCGCCGUUUUACAUUUGCUUCCCGACGUGCUGUCGGAGAUAGACGAAUCUCUGAUACCAAAGCUGGAAAAAUCGAUGUCUCAACAUGCUGUGAGAAGCCUGGUGUACAAUGUCUAAAUUCGUUUCAACGAGGAAUUAGGGCACUGGCUGGUUUAGAAGGUUAUCUUGUCUUCUGUGCUGUCCAAGAUGUUGUCGAUGUUGCUCGUUUUACUUACAAUGAAGAGAAAACCGUGUCCAUGUGGACAGUCAGUGGACGACACAAAUUGUAGGUUGCUAAUCAAAUAAGCCAUCUUGGGUACAUAGUUCAGAGGAGAAAACUAUGAAGUGGCUACAAGACUGUCUUCUGUUCGAACUGCACAGCUGCAGCAGUGGAAAAUCUGAAACAGUGCACAAACUAGACACUUAUUCAACAAACACUGACAACAAUCACUUACUUGUGCAAACGAGAACGGUACGUAUGACGUUUUUGUUACGUUUUUGCCUAGGCGUGUUCCACCUACUUACACAACAUGCCUGCAGGAUUUAUGCCUAAUUAAUUAGCUUGAACUUUACGUUAAUUUGUAUCAUGCGUGUUUGUGCAGGUCGGGUCAAAGAGCAAAAUCAAUAAGAAAACUGCACAACAAGAUCUGCACAGUCUUCUCAUUUAUAGAUUGCUACUGGCACUUCACAAACACCAAGCCGUUCGGCUUUCCGUAUACGGUUUCAUUUUUGUUGUAUGUACGUGGCAACUCUUUCUGUCUGUUGCGAUUGCUAAAACCAAACCAGAAUUGUUUGUACGAAUUCUUGUCUAUUCUGCUCUGCCCAUAGCUAUGUAGUUCAUAAUCAGGUCUGUCACUCUCACAAGACUGUGCACUGACAAACUCAACUGUGAGCAACAUCAUAUUCACAGUGUUGUAGUCGACUUGGAUGAAGAUGUUUAUCUCCUCGAUAAAAUUUCUGUCUGUCAACUGUGGGUUAUGGCUCUUACGUCAAUCACUGUCUUUGCUCACUACUUUUUGAUGAAUCUUAAGAUGGUGAAGCCGGUGUCUUGAAGGUUAUUAAUUUGCCGGGAAAUGUUUAUUGGUUGCUAGAGUGGCUCUCAUUGUCUAUUCUCUUGGGAGAAAGUCAGCUGCUUCUUCAUUUGCUGCAUAUGGAAGCUACAUAUACUACCAAAAAUUUCUGCUCGACGUUUUGGCGUAGGAGGUGGGGUAGUCUGGGAAUAUCAGUGACUGUUGUGCUUUGUGUGUUACUGCUAUAAUCAACAUUCUAAGGUUAUUUGCAACACUUCGUUUGGUGGUGGAGUCAUCAUGUUGGACACCAAACAGUGAGGUCGUUGUGGAUUACUCUUACACUUGACUGUAUGCACUUGUGGCAUUUCUGGCCACUUACACUGCUAACAGGUUCCUUAUUCCAGGACAAGUUCUGCUGCUUUGUGCAAUAUGGGCCAUUAUGGCGAUGGGAUGGGUUGGAUAUCUGAAACCUGCUUCUGACUUGGCAGUCACUGCAUGGUGUGUGCUUGCAUCUUGCUACAGUACGAAUUCUAAGAUUAAAGUUGUCGACAAUGUCUGCAUCCCUUGUUUACUUCAGGUCACAAUUGGAAUUCAUUUGAUUUAUUGAACUUAUAAAUUACGUUGCAGUAUCCGCUGGAAGCAGCAAGACAUGAAUGACAAGCCUUUCUUUAACAAGAGACUACUAGACAAACAUUGCCACACUUAUCCUAGCAUAGGAUAGAUUUGUAUUUGUAGUUACGUUGCUUUUGAUGUACAAAAGUUUUCAGAGUUUGGAUGUGUGCAUAGCAUUUCUUGAUAGAAUAAAAUAG
Corticium candelabrum is the source of this 1912-nucleotide messenger RNA. RefSeq names its product queuine tRNA-ribosyltransferase accessory subunit 2-like. The transcript has 3 exons. The record is from RefSeq and is a predicted model, not a curated record. Bases 48 to 383 code for a protein of 111 amino acids. Lineage: Eukaryota; Metazoa; Porifera; Homoscleromorpha; Homosclerophorida; Plakinidae.